CGGUGGCCGCUCCACACUCGGCCCCACUCGGCGCUGUGAUCGCGGGCGGGCGGGCGGCGGCGGCGGCGAGGCGGCUGUGACAGGCGACCCGGGAGCGCCUCGACCCGCGGAGGGCGGCGAGAGAAUUUUUUUCAUGGAGGAGAGAAGAUGCGUAGUGCUGGAGUAGCUCAGUUGGUCAGGCAGCAUCUCGGGAGAACAUGGAUAGGUGACAUUUCAGACCGUUCGUUUUUGAAUGUAAACCAUGGACGAGGAUCAGGAUGAACCGAUCAAUAUAUCCGUAACACUGGGAAAAUCUCAAAGGAAACGGGAAGUCAUUGCCAUUUUCAGUGAUGAAGAGUCCAGCAGUGAGGAAGGUGAUGAUGUGGAUGAGGGCGAUACAGAUGACGAUGGAGAGGGAGCAGAGGAUGAUGACUUGGAGGAUGACGAAGAUGAUGAUGAUGAGGAAGAUGAAGAUGAAGACGACGAGGAGGAAGAGGCAGAAGAUGGCGAUGAGGCUGAAGGUGGAGCUGGAGGAGCGGCCAACAAGAAGCUGGGCUCUGGGGAAAAGUGGGCCAGCAGCUCUGAUGAAGAGGGAGAGAAUUGCCCAAUCUGUCUGAAUGUCUUCCGGGAUCAGGCCAUCGGGACUCCAGAGAACUGCAUGCAUUACUUCUGCCUUGACUGCAUCCUUGAGUGGGCAAAGAAUGCCAAUUCAUGCCCUGUGGAUCGAAUCACUUUCAAAAACAUCUGUGUGCGUACACAUUUUGGAGGGACAGUUUUAAAGAAGCUUCCAGUACUGAACCCUAACAAAGACAAUGAAGAGGGGCAAGAGGACGUGACAAACUGUGAGGUGUGUGGACGGAGUGACCGGGAAGAUAGCCUUCUCCUCUGUGAUGGUUGUGAUGCGGGGUAUCACUUGGACUGUCUCACUCCUGCCCUUCACACCGUCCCAGUGGAAGAAUGGUUUUGUCCAGAAUGUGCUGAGAGCAAUCCCACAGCUGCUGUAGAAGAGAUCGACGAUGAGGAGUUAGCGUUCCUAAUUGCGGACGCACCCCAGGAACCCACUACGUCUCGGUUACGUCUCACUGCCAGAAGAACGCGGGCCAUAGCGAGGACUCGUCAGAGCGAGAGGGUGCGAGCAAAUGUGAACAGGAGCAGGAUUACCCGGGCUCACCAGAUCAGGGAUGUUCCCCAGUAUCUGAUGAACCCAAGCCUGCUGGAUGAAACCAUUGAGUGUGUUGUUGCGGGUUUAAAUACAGCAGUGUACCAUCGGCCCCUCGCCCCCCGAGCUCGAACCACAAAGAAACGUUGGAAAAGAUCAGGUAAAAAAAGGAAGAAGGCUAGGACACAGAAAUCUCGCGGUAAAACCGGCCUCUGGUUGGGAAGUAAGGUUGGUGAAAAGUCCACGAGAAAACGCAGGAGAAAGACGAGGAGAAGGAAGGGUGCAAAGAAAGUGAGUAAGGUGAGCGUGACAGCGCGCUCACGCAUUGCACGGAGCCUAGGCCUGGGGAAACCCGUCAAUGGGAUCUCAGUCCCCUCGAUGUACAGGCCAUUGGAGCCAUCCCUGAGGAUUAUGCGGACGGACAUUGGAGCCGCUUCACUCUCUGUCUAUGGUGACCCCAAUGACCUGGAUCCCUUUGAGAGUGAAGCUGACAAUGUGUACGGAGACACAACAAGUCUUGGCUCCCCUCUCAGCAACAAGAGACGAAUCCUGUCCCGCUCAGCGCUACGAUCUCACCGGCCGGUCGCCCGACCUAUCUCUGUGAAAAUCUCCAGAAACGGACGGCUUCCAGCUGUGGGGCAGGAGGCACAACCACAGGCCGCGCCUGUUCCAGAUGUGCUGGAGGGCAUCCUGGCCAAGCAGAAUGUCCUACUGAUGGACAGUUCCAACAUCGUGAUCAAUCGGGAUGGAUCACUGAAGGCUAAAGUUGCGUCAGGCCAGCCCGCACUGUUACCGUCAGGUAGCAACAGAACAGGUGAGGCGUCCACUGGGUGUUCAGCGUCAAGUGGUUAUAACUCGGGGAACUCUACACAUGCCCCAAAGGGGGAUUGGAAAACUGCUGGUGUCACCAACAAGUCGGCCGCGCCGACUUUUCCAUCAACGUCUCGUUUCCAACCAAACCCGCGGCAGCCGGCAGCGUCCAGCAACAUGCGACCGGCCUUUUCAGGAACUUUUACUCCCAUGCCAGAGGUGUCAGCCGGCCCUCGGCCUGGAGGGUCUGUUUCCUUCCCUGGUGCGGAAUGGACGGGAGCAGCAAGUAAAGGCGCAGGCGACGGUCAGAAGGGAACCAGCGGCUUCACACCUUUCCGAUGGCUGAAUAGUGCCUCCAACUUUCAUAUUAAAAGCAGCGUGGGCACGCUGAAACGUGUUGCACCGCAGCCAGCCGUCAGGAGACUCGACAUCUCUGAGUUCCCUCGGAUACCAAAGAUCAAGACUCAGACUGGUAGCGACACACAGGGUAAUGGAGCAUCUCAUUUAAGCAGACAGAUGAGCAGUGAGCAGACUACAGGAGCCAGAGAGCUGCAGAAGGCUGGCGAAAGGCUUCAGUCCUCGGGCUCGGACAACUCCCGCCUUUGCCAGGAGAAGCUGCGAGCUCUGGACGUGGCACCCAACCUGUCCACUCUGACCCGUCUGAAGGCUGUCCACUCCACAAGGCUACCCAAGAUGGAAGCCUACGACCCAUUUGAACCUACAGAUGAUGAAGUGCAGCACUGUGGCAGAAAGGACAGUCAUUCGCAGUUGCAAAUAAAUUUAAAAAGUGCAGAUGAUAUGUACGAUCCUUUUGAACCGACGGGUUCUGACCCAAGUUCAUCAAGUUCCACCCCUGAUAGGCCUGAGUCAAGAUGUGAAGGUGAAUCGCCAAUGUCCAGCCCUGGCUAUGGGAGUUCAGUAGCAGAGAAGCACACAGAGCCCACAUCGAGUCUUUAUUAUGAUUCUGACAGUAUAGAGUUAUCCCCUACACAGCUAUCCGAGCCUCGUCAAAUCCCAACUCAACCCCAGGCAACAGAAGACACUGCUGAGGGUCCCGAGUCUCCAGCACCUCGUGCUCGACUUUCUUUGGACUCUGACUGGGAAGCUACUUGUGACUCGCGCCUUUCUGUUGAGGUCAAGGAUGUGAAAUUGAGGGCAGAAUCAGGUAUGAGCAAGUGGGACAAUGUGCGUGUCAGUGUUUCAGUGUGUCCAGAUGGAGCAUGGUCUGAGCAACGGGUAGUAAAUGCAGACAGUGAUGGUAUUUCUUCAUCUGCCUCUUGUGAUGAGGGGAUUGAGAAAGCUGUCGACAAGAUUGUUCCCAUUAAUACGAGAACUGAUGUAGAUAUUUCUUCAGAAAUUGAAGUAAGAGGCAGAGUUGAUAAAGAAGCUCGCCCUGAAUCGAGGAUCCGAUCGAGGUCACGCUCCAGUUCUCACAGCCGACGGCAAAGCAAGAAUUUGGUUCACGGGAACCGCGGGGGCCACAGGUCGAAGUCGCGGUCGAAGGAACGGAAAAAGUUGAGAUCACAUUCAAGAGAACGCAGGAGAACAAGAUCCAGAUCGCGGUCUCGAUCCAGUAGUUUUGACAGGUACAGGAGACGGAAACUGAAGCAGGAACGGUGCAGGGAAAAGAGAGGGAGGCGAUUGAGGUCAGGCAGCUCAUCCUCUGACCUGUCUACUGACAGCCACAAGAGGAGGAGGAAGGUCUCUGGGUCCAAGGACCACAAGGGUUUCUACAAACACUCCCACAGCAGCAGCGAGAGAGGAAAGAGAAGGCAGUACCAUCGGGAGCAAAGUUGGGAGCAGUAUGAAAGACGGAGCAGACGGUCAAACUCGUGGUCCAGGGAGAGAAGGCCCUCGAGGUCCAGUUCCAGAAACAGAGAUCGGAAAAAGCCCUGGCCUAAAAUCCGAGAGAAGAUUAGGUCUUGGUCCAGGUCUAGUUCCAGAGAAAGGAGAUCAGGGUCGAGAUCGAGCUCCCGCGAUAAGAGAAGCUCACACACUCGGUCGAGUUCCAGGGAGAAGAGAAGAUCCGGCAGAUACAGAGACAAAGGAAGAUCAAAGACUCACUCCCGAUCCAAAGAAAGGAGGAAACCAACAACUCACUCAAGAACCCGCUCGCGAUCGAGGGACCAGAGCAGAUCGCAGUCCAGAGAGAGGGGCUGUCAGUCAAAGUACCAAGCCCCAGAGGACGAAGGCAGAUGGAACUUUACACAGGAGAAAAUACUACAUGCAGAGUAUGAUCAAGAGGAAAAGAAAGUUCCCUCCCCCAAUCAAGAGCCGCCCCAGAGAUACGUCUCGAUGCAGGAGUUAAUCAUUCCUUGCAGUGCUGAGAGCUCCCAGGAUGGUAAUGAUUUGCCUGAGGACCAGACCUCUGCUCAUUCACUGGGACUAAAAGAGGAAUCAGUGCCGCACAUUGACCAAGUACAAGAAGCAACAGGGCAGUGGGAACUUCCCGAACAAUGGCGAGAGUCCGUGUGUCCGAGUGAGAGCGUGCAGGGAAACGAUGUGGAUAUCCUCACUGCUAUUGAGCAUGUUUGGGAAGACUCUGACACACACACAAGGCAAGAUGACAGUGAAAUAACAAGUGCAAGUGUCCCCUCCGAGUAUUUCCAAAUGGGCAGUCCUUGUUACCAGGAGCAGGCUACAGAAGAUGUGGUUUCCAUUCCACUGAUAGGUCUCAGUAAAGAAGAGGAGGCGGUAAACAAAGAAGCCUUGUGCCCUGAAGUAGAACCAUUCCCCCAGCCAUUCCCAGCUGAACCCGACCCUCCUAGUGCUGGAGAUGACUCUUUGAACUUUGGUAAGACGAUAUGUGCAGGUGAUCAGACAGCAUCGGUGGAUGUGAGCACAUGUGAUCAGACUGCAUCGCUGGAUGUGAGUGCAGGUGAUCAGACUGCAUCGGUGGAUGUUAGCGCAUGUGAUCAGACUGCAUCGCUGGAUGUGAGCGCAUAUGAUCAGACUGCAUCGCUGGAUGUGAGCGCAUGUGAUCAGACUGCAUCGGUGGAUGUGAGCGCAUGUGAUCAGACUGCAUCGCUGGAUGUGAGUGCAGGUAAUCAGACUGCAUCGGUGGAUGUAAGCGCAUGUGAUCAGACUGCAUCGGUGGAUGUAAGCGCAUGUGAUCAGACUGCAUCGGUGGAUGUGAGCGCAUGUGAGAAGUCCAAUAGCCCUGUCCCUGCAGGUUCUGAGGCUGUGUGCUGCUUUAAGAGUGAGCAGGUGGACAGCAGCUCAACAGAUGAGUGCUACCAGAAGACAGAACCAGAGUUGGACAGUGUUUGCCUUGCUUCAAACAGUACAGGCAAGCAAGAGGAAUCGCCGACUGAUGAAUCUGCAACUGCUUCAUCACCGAAGCAGCUGGGGCCAGUGAAUGUGGAGAGCAGUAAGGAAUGUGUGGAGAUUGCGCUCUUGCAGCAGGCAGAUGCUGUGAAUGUGAAGGCAGAGCUUGAUACAGCAGCACAGGGCUGCAACAGCGGAGUCAAAGCCAAGACGCUGGUCAAGAGAGUAACUUGGAACUUGGAGACAGAGAAGGAUGAGGCUUCCUCAGCGAAACCUGCCAGAACUCCAAUGUCCUACAGGACGCACCGCUACAAUAAAGAGAGCAUUUGGAAACCUCCAGAAACAAGUCAACCAGCGAGCCCUAUGCCACUCUUCCCACCUGCAGCUCCCAAUUACAUGAUCCCCCCGCCAAUCUUCCCUGGGCUGUUUCCACCUCAGGCAUUCAACCAACUCAACAUGCCACCCCCGUUCAUGCCUCCGUUCCCACCGCUGCAUCCUCCACCCUACGCGCCCGUCAGCCAGCCCGCCCCUCCCUACAUCAUGCAGGGCGGUAUCCCGCUGAUUGGUUCCACGCCUGUGCCGCCGUUAUUGCCGCCACCCACCUACCAGGGUGGGACUGCAGCUGCUCAGGUGGCCGUCCCUGUGGUCGCUCCUCCUCUGGCUGCAGAGACACACGUGGCUCAAGUGGAAGCAAACCUGGACACUGAUAACAAAGUCUCCGAGGACAGGACUCAGAAUCAGAAUUAUAUAAAGAAACUUCACGUGCAAGAGAGAGCUGUUGAGGAAGCCAAGUUGGCGUUAAAGCCGUAUUACCAGAGUAAAGACAUCACCAAAGAGGAGUACAAAGAAAUCCUGCGUAAAGCAGUACAGAAGAUCUGCCACAGCAAAAGUGGUGAAAUUAACCCGGUCAAGGUGGCGAACCUGGUGAAAGGUUACGUGGAGAAGUACAAACACAUCAGGAAGUACAAGAAGGGGGCUGAGGGAGAGAGCAGCAAAGAAACUGACAGCAAGGCGGAGGAGAGCUGAAGGUUUUGCCCGCUGCCCGCACAGACAGCUCCUAGUACAGAUUGUCCGUGAGUGUGGAGGGGCCACAAGCAAGGCCAGAGGGUCAGCGUGACGUCUGCACCCAGACACUUUAUAUCUCAUGCUAUCGUCACCCCAUUCAUCUGUGGUCCUGGGAGAAAGGAAAAACCCCUAGAACCUUCCUGCCUGCUUUGUUUUCUUUUUGUACAAUAGAACACAAUUCCACACUGUGACUGUCCAUCUUCCCACAAAUCCGGUUUGUAGACAUUGUUUGCCUUUAGCAUUCUGUUCCUUUGACUUAAAAUGGAUUGAAUACUUGAAGCUGCGUUUGGUCGGUCUGAGUCUGCCUGAGAACGUCACAGUCUGAAUAACUCGGCUUUAUAAAACAUUGGUCACUUUUGCAAACAGUCUCUUAUUUUUUAGGUUCCUCAUUUCUGAGUAACACAUAACAUUUGCCUUCUCAAAACCUGCUCUAAACUGCUUGUCAUGAAUCAUAAUUUAAAAGCCAUAAUUGCAUCUUUUAAUGCUGUAAAUAAUAUUUGAAAUUCAUUUGUUAGAGUGUUUUCUUUUCUCUUCCCCAGUAUGAAUAAUUCUGGGUCUGUGACGAUAAAGAUGAAGUGUAAAUGGUA
Molecule: messenger RNA, 6867 nt
Organism: Leucoraja erinaceus (little skate)
Lineage: Eukaryota; Metazoa; Chordata; Chondrichthyes; Rajiformes; Rajidae
Gene: phrf1
Product: PHD and ring finger domains 1
Exons: 19
Coding region: 242-6241 (1999 amino acids)
Source: RefSeq, a predicted model, not a curated record